GAAAGCCGAUGCACACUCUGCCCAGUGGAUGGCAGACAUCUGUUGCUGGUCGUACUACAAAGUUUUUCCACGUCCGAUCGCCUCACGUCGGUGUCAUCUGUAGAUAUAACUUUUAACCACUUGUCGUGCGUUUUGAGAGGCUGUCAGUAUGGCACAGACUAUGAUGCACAUUUUCAGUGUGUUUACCCCUUCGAAGCACAUAAGAGCCUUCAGCGGCCUGUGGGUGAUGAACACGUUGUUAUUGUUUGUUACGGGAGAGGAAGUGUUAGAGAGUCGCCCUGGAACGAUCCACGACCUCCGGACAGCUCUGGUUGACCUGGCCGGGGAGGGAAGGACAUACUUGUGCUGGCUGGCCGGGGAGCAGACGGUGCUGACGGUGCAGAAGGCUUUCUCUCAGGCUCUGCGUGUGGUGGCGGCAAGUUUAGCUGGAGGUCUGACCACGCUCCUGGAGUGUGUGUCACACUUCCUGCAGGAUGUUGGAGUCCUCAGAGGUGGCUUUCCCAUUAACAAAGUGACCCCAGAGGGUCUGAUCUUUGUUUCCCAGUGGGUUCUCGUGGCUCUCAUUGGUUACUGGCUGCUCUCUCUUGCCUUACGAUUGGUUGCCUCCACUCUGAGGCAGUUUCUAUGGCUGCUGAAAUUGAGCGUGGCUUUGGUUUGUUUCGGACUCAUCCUGAGCGAUCAUAGCGUCAAAACAGAAACCAUAGCCAUCCGAUUGGCUGUCCUGGUGUCCGUCUGCAUCCUGCUGGGCGUUGGGAGGGGCUCUAAUGCAGCUGAUAAAACCGCUUAUCUGGAGGAGCAGGUGAAGAUCCUGGAGAGGCGGCUGAAAGAGAUGGAGAGUUGGAGGAAGACAGAGGAGUGGAGGGACUGAGAGAAGUCAAAUGUUGGUCUUUUGUCUUCUGUUUCUCCUACCUGAUUCAACAUGUACAGAUGAUGGUGCACUGCUGUCCCUUUCGGGCUUGGAACUUCAAUGGAGAAACAUUUCUACACUUGAUGUUUUCUAUAAUGUGUUCAGAAAGUAAUUCAUUCCUUGUGAUUUGUUACUAACACAAUUUAAUUACUUAGUCAGUGCCUUGAAGCAGUGAUUUGUUAGUCUACAUUAGUCUGUUAAGUUUUUUUUUUUUUACAGUUUCUUCCUGUAAAAUUUGCAAUUUGAUCCUAAGAAUGUGCUACAGUAUGAAGGAGCAGGGGAUAAAAACAUUUUACGUCCAAUGCUCUAAUUGUUCUUGAACUACAUUAAAUAAACAUUUUGGGAAAUAAUGAUAAUAAUAAUAAUUUAAAAAAUAAUUAUUUAUAUAGCACCUUUCAAAACACAAAGUGCUGUUCAUUUAGAACAGCAGACAUUUAAUACACCACAGCAAUAAAACAUACUAAAAUUGAUAAAAACUAAACAUUAUAACAUUAUAAAACACAAAGAUAGUAAAACAAACCAAAAUAUUAUAAAACAAAUGAAAUCACAGAUGAGCAAUUUUAAAAAAGUUGAAAUUUUGAAAGUGAUUUGAAAGACGAGGCACAGUUUCCAGCUCAGCUCUUCUCAGGCAGGUCAUUCCAAAGUCCAGGAGCCCUGGCCAAAAAACUUCACUUUUAUGUUUCAAUGUGGACCUUGGAACAACCAGGAUGUGUUUGAUAUUAGGAUAAAUGUACUAUCUGGUCCUAUGAUCAUUAUCUCUGCCUUAUUAGCAUUUAGCUGUAGCAAAUUCUGUGACAUCUGCUUGUGAAUGUCAUGAAGGCAGUUGAGCAGCUUGUUUUUUAAGUAGGACCUAAACCACUGCAGACCAACCAACCCAGAUUUCAAGAUGGUACAAGAGAAUAUCAUGGUCAGUGGUACCAAAUGCUGCACGUCGAUCCAGGAGAACAAGAAUGGAUUUAUGGCCAGCAGCAGCUGACAGAAAUAAGUCAUUUAAGACCAUAAGAAUUGCAGUUUUAGCACUAUGUUUCUCAAAGAUACUGUCUUUAUGAAUAAGAUCUGGCAGUUGAUAUACUACAACCGUUUCUAAAACCUGAGGUAAAAAUGGGAACUCAGAAAUAGGCCUAAAUUCUGUUUGGACCAACAGAGGCCAGUUUGACAACAGGGAUACAGUAUGAGGUGAUAUACAGUGGCUCCAACUAGGACUCAAACUCCAGGGAUGGUAAAAUCACAACAGAUGGGAACAGGAGAGGCUGAAAGCCAGAGAGCAGCAAGAGGAAUGUUGCUCAUUGAAAAGACAAACCAAGAUGGUUUUGAUGAGUUUUAUUUUGUUUCUUUUGAAUGAAGUCUGUUGUGUGAUGAGUUAACAAUGCUUUUCACUCAGAAAAAAUAAAAGAGAAACUUCAAUUCA
Chelmon rostratus (copperband butterflyfish) is the source of this 2315-nucleotide messenger RNA. RefSeq names its product transmembrane protein 109 (gene tmem109). NCBI's taxonomy places the organism in Eukaryota, Metazoa, Chordata, Actinopteri, Chaetodontiformes, Chaetodontidae. The transcript is spliced from 3 exons. Bases 149 to 868 code for a protein of 239 amino acids. Gene Ontology annotation, biological process: intrinsic apoptotic signaling pathway in response to DNA damage by p53 class mediator; cellular response to gamma radiation. The record is from RefSeq and is a predicted model, not a curated record.